AUGCGUGCUCUACUUCGACCUCUUUCUAUAUUUAGGAAGGCCUUACAAUCUAACCGCUGUGUUCAGUUGAGACACCCUUUUACUACAGCUUUAGUCUGGAGAGCCAUGGAAGAUAAGGAAGCUCUAAAAAAGCGUCUUACUCCGCUUCAGUACCAUGUCACUCAAGAAGCUGGAACAGAAAGGCCUUUUACUGGUUGUUUCAACAAGUUUUAUGAGGAAGGGAUGUAUGUCUGUGUAGUUUGCAGACAGGAGCUGUUUAGUUCAAAGACAAAAUAUGACUCUGGUUGUGGCUGGCCUGCAUUUAAUGAUGUACUUGCAAAGGAAAAAGUCACAUUACAUCAGGACACUAGUGCAGGUUUGGUGCGAACUGAGGUGCGAUGCUCCAAGUGCUCCGCUCAUCUGGGACACGUAUUCAAUGAUGGGCCGGCGCCCACCAAGAAACGCUUUUGUAUUAAUUCCGCGUCAUUGGACUUCAUACCGGCUGAAGAAAGGAAAGAUUAA
This is a messenger RNA of Parnassius apollo (apollo), 501 nucleotides long. The record is from the annotation of a GenBank genome assembly. Lineage: Eukaryota; Metazoa; Arthropoda; Insecta; Lepidoptera; Papilionidae.